Mangifera indica (mango) is the source of this 834-nucleotide messenger RNA. RefSeq names its product leucine-rich repeat protein 1-like. The transcript is spliced from 7 exons. The record is from RefSeq and is a predicted model, not a curated record. Bases 93 to 632 code for a protein of 179 amino acids. NCBI's taxonomy places the organism in Eukaryota, Viridiplantae, Streptophyta, Magnoliopsida, Sapindales, Anacardiaceae. Gene Ontology annotation, molecular function: protein binding.
AUUUACUUAGUCUUCCCUCGGAUUCUCUGAAAGUAAUCCAACUCUCUGCUCUUCAACUUCUCUAAUAGGAAUUUCCACAGAGUUCUCUUGCGAUGGCAUCUCAGUUCCUGGUACAUUUUCUGUUUGUAUUUGCCGUGGCAAUUUCCACUGUAAAAUGCAACAGAGAAGCCGACGCUCUUUCUGCUUUGAAAAACGCCUUGGUUGACCCAAAAGGCGUUCUUCAAAGCUGGGACGCAACGCUUGGUGAUCCUUGCUCCUGGUUUCACGUUACAUGCAAUGGUGAUAGCAAAGUCACAAGACUGGAUCUUGGCAAUUAUGGACUCCAGGGAUCUCUAGUCCCUCAACUUGGAUCUUUGGGAAAUCUUCAAUAUCUGGAGAUACAUAGCAAUCAAAUCAAUGGAUCGAUUCCAGUGGAGCUCGGAAAUUUAUCAAACUUGCUCAGCUUGGACCUGUACAAAAAUCAACUCUCUGGUUCAAUUCCAGAUUCGCUUGGCAACUUAAAAGCUUUACGGUUUAUGAGAUUGAACGAUAAUCUGCUAACGGGUACAGUACCAGAGAGUGUCAAAGCCCUUAAACGCGGAAAUUUGAGGAUCCUGAACGUUACAAAUAAUCAUUUGUCAGGCUCUGCAUAACUUCCCAGACUUAGCAGCUGUACCCAAUUAUCACUAUGAAGAUAUGUUGUUACAAGGAUCAAAUAAACUUUGGAGCUCAUAAGUCUUAAGUAAAUUAUAGUCGUAUUACUUCAAAAUAAUAUAAUCAGUGGUAUUGAAUGUACUGGCUUGCGGACUUUAUAAGAGAUUAUAAUAUUAAGAUAAGAAAAGUGAGUUUUGACUC